Messenger RNA from Spodoptera littoralis (African cotton leafworm), 2570 nucleotides. The record is from the annotation of a GenBank genome assembly. NCBI's taxonomy places the organism in Eukaryota, Metazoa, Arthropoda, Insecta, Lepidoptera, Noctuidae.
GCAAAAUAACAAAAUUGUCACAUUAUUACCAAGAUAGGUUACCAAUAUCAGAAAAAAGCUUAUUACAAUGCCUUAAAUUCAUCAAGAUGUUUCAGCAACCUUCAAUUUAAGCAAAUACCAGAACCAUAAAUGCCAGAACCAGUUUCAUACGCGACUUAGGCGCCAAAGGUUUCAUCAUGCAGGAAGCUCUUUAGCCAGGAAUCAUAAAGAUAUCAAUCUUUAUGAAAGGUGCAGAGGUUUAGUGGCUCAAACUGAGCUACUGCUUUUUGGAGCUAUCUGUAUCCACUCGUUGGUUUUUCAGUAUUUCGAAGCUCAUUUUUAAUGGUUAUCUGAUCUAAACUUAUGAUAAACCGUGUGUAAAGUUCUUACAGUCCUUGAUACGCCUUCAGAUAUAAAGUGAAACGAUUGCCUUCCUAUUAACAAUUUGAGAUUAUUUUUAAUUAAAAUCAAAAUGUUAUUUGUAACCAUGUCUCGGAUCGUUAUGCGGAUUGCCGACUAUCCCGCCACCUCUGCUUCACCGGCAUGUUCGAAUACUACACCAACAUGUCCCAAUGCUACUCCGAAAUGUCCUAAUAUUAAACCGAAAUGUCCCAAUACUACUCCGACAUGUCCCAAUGGUACACCGAAAUGUCCUAAUGCUCCACCGAAAUGUCCCAAUAUUAAACCGACAUGUCCCAAUGCUACUCCGAAAUGUCCCAAAGCUACUCCGAAAUGUCCCAACGCUACACCAUCAUGUCCUAAUGCUGAGCAACGUUCUCAGAAUGAUGAACAGCCAUGUUGCAUGCCUGAGCCGCCAUGUCCAGAUCCCAAGCCGCCAUGUCAGAAAUGCCCAACUGCAAAAGCAAACAAUAACCAUGAGGAUUGCUGUAAAGAGUCUCUGUUCGAAUUGGCAAAAACAUAUCUUCAAAAUAUUAUGUAUUCCCACAAGAACGCAUGUCCACAUUGCACGCAACAACUAGCAUGUUGUUAUGCAAAGGAAUUGCUCAAAUAUUUGCGAGAAAUUAUUGAACAAGCUUGGAUUUAUACUAAACAGUAUUACGAACAGGUUUGUCAAGAAGAGCUCGAGGCUGCGAAAGAUAAUAAACAGUGCACUUGUGAUGCGCCAAAUGGAAAUGGAAAUAACCCACCAUGUCCACCACCACCAUGCCCGCCACCACCAUGCCCACCACCAUCAUGCCCGCCACCACCACGCCCGCCACCACCAUGCCCGCCACCACCAUGCCCACCACCAUCAUGCCCGCCACCACCACGCCCGCCUGUACGUUGUCCUGUAUGCUUUCCAGAACCCGAAGAAAAUGACGAUGACCUUUUCACUCCUUGUUGUUUACAUAAUUCUGAAGGUGUACAGCCUCAUUAUACACCUGAAUCUCAUAAUAAAUCAUGUUGCUUAUCUCGGGAUUUCCAGUCACUUUCUGAACCUUAUGAUGCUGACAUAGAACCUGAGAUAAGCGAAUGUUCUUUAGAUAGAGAAUCUUCUGGGAAUCUGCAUGAUCGCAACGUUAUGGGAUUGCUUUCAUCAAACAAUGGCGGACCUUGUAAGACUUGUUGUAAGAAUUGUACAGAUGAACCAGAUAAUUGUAAUAAAAACGAAAACGGAUACGAAAACGGAAACGAAAACGGAAACGGAAACGAAAACGAAAACGGAAACGCAUGCGGAAAACGUAAAUUAGGAUUGAGUUUGAAUAUGGAACCUAAUGACCAUAGAUUCUGCACAAACCCUAAUGAAUGUAAGCAUUCAAAGGAAUCACUUAAUAAAUGCGAAGACGAGUCACCACCACCGCCACAAGCUUCUUGCGGACGGGGGAAGCGACCUGGUUGUCCUACUAAUGAACAAGCGGAACAGGCUGAUAUGCCAUGUACAAAUAAACCUUUAGAAAAAGACGAAGAAAACUAUUAUUAUUUUUGAUCGAGAUAUACAAUUGAUCUUACAAGAAUUUGAUGGUGUAUUAAAGGAAGAGAAAAUUAAACAAAAACGCUUUAUUUUCAUUUUUGUUAUACUUAAACAUAUUAGUUUACACAAAGACUAGCUUAUGAACUAAUUUGUGACUUAUUGUACAGAAACAUAAAUAAGUUUUAAUUAAAACUUAACCUUAUAAGAUAUACCAAUGUGAUGAUGGUACAUGGUAGGUACCUACAAUAGUGUGUCGGUCAGUUUAAUUGACAAAACACAUUAAGAUAAUUUCAACCAUUUUGUUCAUACUUGGCUCAUGACAAGAGUAAAAUGGGCGCAACUUGAGAUUUUUUAAAGAAUUUAAGUCAUCAAACAGAAAAUCGUGAGAUUUUAGGAUGACUACGAAUUAAAUUAAAAAUCUUUUUUCUACUCAAAAGUCAUAAACCACUGAAUAGAAAUGGCAUAUCCAGUAGAUUAUGGAAAAAGGUAGGAGCUUAUAGCCAAUGGGCUUAGUAGAGAGAUUUUAGAAGUCGAAGUCGUAUGGACGCUGAGGGCGCCUCUGGACCAAUGGGAUAUUGACUUCCUCUGCGGAGCGGAACACUUGAGGCUGUGGCUGCGGCCUCUGUACUGGACGCGCCUGCAGCUGUACUGGUGCGGGAGGACGGCGGGGCUGUUCCUC